Messenger RNA from Penaeus monodon (black tiger shrimp), 6327 nucleotides. RefSeq names its product FYVE, RhoGEF and PH domain-containing protein 6-like. The transcript is spliced from 10 exons. Bases 2063 to 5296 code for a protein of 1077 amino acids. The record is from RefSeq and is a predicted model, not a curated record. Gene Ontology annotation, molecular function: guanyl-nucleotide exchange factor activity; metal ion binding. Lineage: Eukaryota; Metazoa; Arthropoda; Malacostraca; Decapoda; Penaeidae. Gene Ontology annotation, cellular component: cytoplasm.
AGUGAAACCUCAGGCACUCUGGGGAAAGUGCCAAACACUGUUAGUGAAACCUCAGGCACUCUGGGGAAAGUGCCAAACACUGUUAGUGAAACCCCGGAGUUUGAAAUCCAAGACGCGGUUAGUGAAUCCACAGAAUUUGAAACGCUAGAUACCCUUAGUGAAACCCCAGAUUUUGAAACGUUGGACAAUGUUAGUGAAUUUACAGAUUAUGAAACACUAGACACCCUUAGUGAAACGACGGAAUUUGAAACCCUUGACAAUUUUAGCGAAUCUGCAGAAUUUGUAACAUUAAACACCCUUAGCGAAACCCCAGAUUUUGAAACCUUGGACAACGUUAGUGAAUCCACAGAAUUUGGGACUUUAGAGUCGGUCAGUGAAACAGAUAUCGAUCCACUCAUUGAACUCAUAGACAGUGACAGUGAAACCCCGGAAUAUAAAACGCAAGACACGAGUAGUGAAACCCCAGACGUAGUUAGAGAAACCUCCCAGAUUGAAACUAUAGAGUGUCAUAGCAAAGAAGUCCCAGCUAUUGUUAGUGUAACCCCAGACAUCAAUGCGCAAGACUCUUUAUGCGAAAUACCAAACACUGUUAGUGAAGCCUUAGAAUCCGUUAGACAGGCAUCAACCACUGUUAGUGAAGCCACAGUUAUUGUUAGUGAAAGCCUAGGCACUGUAAGAGAAACUGCAGCUAUUGUUAGUGAAGCCCCAAACACUGUAGGCGAGACUGUAGUUACUGUUAGUGAAGCCUCAGACAUUGUUAGUAGGACCCAAGACACCGUAAGCGAAACUGCAGCUGUUAGUGAAGCCUCAGACACUGUUAGUGAAAUUAUAGGCACCUGUAGUAAGGCCCCAGACAUUGUUAGCGAACUCGCAGAGACCGAAUCCCCUCUUCUUGUUAGUGAAACCCCAAACACUGUUAGGGACACCACAGAAACUGCCAGUGAAGCCUCGGACACUGUCAGGGAAGCCACCGAGACUACUAGUAAAGCCUCAGACACUGUUACUGAAGCUAAAAGCGCCCUUAGUGAAGCAGCUUUAAGAAUAACCCCAUACGUCGUCAGAGAAAACUUAAACACAGUAUUAGACGCCCUGGACUCUGUUCAGAAAACCUUGGGCGCUGUAGGUAAAACCUCUGACACUGUUAGAGAAUAUUCACCAGUUGCUAUUAGUGAAGCCCCAGUUACCGUUAGUGAAGCCUCACUUACCGUGAGUGAGGCUUCGACAGCUGCUUCUGUAGACACCCAAAGUGUAACCAACACAGACCCCCAACCUCCUUCCCCUGAGACCCUCGCCAGUGCUACCCAAACCCCUCCCGCUUCCCCGGAACCCUUUGUCGACGACCACACUCUCACCACCACCACUUCCACCACUACUUCCGGGUACGACCAUCGCAACGACCUCCUCCUCGCCCAGCGUGAGUCGCGACCUUCUGACGCGAACUGGAACCUCUUCAACGGAAGUGGUGCGUUGACUGGGUGUUCUCUGGUAGCCUGUGUCGUAGAGGUGCUUGCGUCCUUAGACUGUAACGUAGACUGGCUCGAGAGAGUGUGGCUUUUCUUAGACUGUAGCUCGGAUAUGUGCUACGAUACAGUGCUUUUGUCUGCCUGUAGUAACGUAGGCGUGUUGUUCAACGAGCCCUUAACCUGUAGUGUAGACGUGUGUUGGUGUGUGGUUUCCAUAGGCAGCAUUAAUCUGGAUACGACGCGAGCCAGAAGCGGCUCUUGGGUGCUGACGGGAGCCACCUGUGCCACCUGCCAGAGGGACAUUCGGUGCCGUGGUAGAACGGGGGAGGAAAAGAGAGCCAGAACGGGAAGAAAAAGUGUGUACAGAGAUAAAGGCUGAAGAAAAACAGAAGAUUAAAAGCGAGACAUAUUUUUAAUUUGAGUAUUUGAGACGGCGAAGCACCUAUCACGCGAUAGGGUCGAGUAAGGGCACCCUGGAGAGGUCACGUGACUCGCCCUCGACCCACCACCACCUCGGCCUCGAGGACGACCCUCUGGACGACCCGAGGCUGAGCGUGGCGGCGUUGCGGCCCCGCUCCUGGUCGGGUGGCGAGGCUGGGAUGACCUCCGGGCCCAGGCAGGAGGACGAGAGCGAGGGCGAAGGUGAGCCGUCCCCCUCCCUUUCCUUCGGCGUCCGGAGGUCGCUAAGGGCGCUUUUCGGCUCCCUCGGAAAGGGCAGGGGGCGGCAGCGGAAGUCGGCGCCAGAGACGCGAUGGGCCGGGGACCCGCGGGACGGGCGGAAACCAAAGCCGAGCGAGAGACCGCGGAGUCAGUUCUACGUCGAGCUUCCCAGCGACACGACCUGCGACUCGUCCGCUCCGAACCCGCAGCCUGUCAUCGUCGUCACGCCCGCGCGCGCCCAGACUCUCCCCGCCGGCCUCUCGCCUUCGUCCAUGCUGUGCCUGCCGCCCGUGGCCACGCGCCCGCCGCCGCUGCCGUCCGUGGGGUCCCACCGCUACCGCUUCACCCUCCCUCCCUCGCCACACGCCAGGUUGGGUGACAGGGAACCAGGAGGUGAAGGCCGCACAUGCGCACCAGGUCAGGACCUCACGCAAGGUCAUGAGAGGCGCGGCAGAAGGCCGCUCAGGCAGCUGGGCGUUUUAGUCAUACCUGAGUCACUCACUGAGACGCCGGCCUACAGGCGGCGGCUCGGACUCGCCGACCAGGACUUUCCUCUUCCGAGAAGCUCCAGCGAUUCCGCCAUGGGAGGCGAAAUGUCCAAGGGAGAGGAAGAGGAGGAAGAGGAAAUAAGUGAACAUACUGUGACCGCUCCUGUUCACCACAGAUAUAUGAACGUGGUGUCAGAACUAAAUCAGGUUGUGCUAAAAUCGCUCAGUUUACGGAGAUCGCAGGGAGGAGGAGAUGAAGAACGCUUAUUUAGAGCAAGUGUUUGUGACAGUGAUAGUGAUAGUGAAAACAGAAGUACUGAUAGUGACAGUGAUGGCGCGUAUGUGACAGCUGACAAUAGUGGAAUAGAUGUGAAUGGCCUCAGUGAUGUUUGGAAAGAUAAUGUUAAUGGUGAAGAAGUGAUGGUGAGCGAGAGAGAGAGAGACGUAAGGGAUGGUGUAUUAAGAGGGAAGGGAGGCGUGACACCCGAGAUGGUGAGUGAGAGGAAGGACCAGACCCGCGUGAUCCCCGUUCUGUGCCGCGACCCCCCCGCAGGGCUCCCCGUGGGCGUGGAAGGCGGCGACCCUGACACUCCUCGCCGCGUGGGCUGCGCGCCGCCCGCCACCCCGUGUGUUAGUGUUAGUGCUAGUGAGAGUGAGCAUGAGGACACCCCGUCCCGCCCCCUCCACCCCUACCCCGACUCUUCCCCCGCAUGGUUUGACCCCAACGCCCCCACCGGAGUGCCGAGUGCCACUAACCCUGACCCAGGCAGCAGCCGGGACGUCUCUCCGGCUCCUGCCUCGGCGUCCUCCCCCGCCACGGAGAGCCGAAGCAGGAAGGUCUUCCUCAUCGCCCAGGAGGUCAUGACUUCGGAGCGGGUGUUCGUGGACGUCCUCAGGCUCCUCAACGUGGAUUUCCGUAAUUUUGUCUUAGCAGCAGCAGUAGGGCCGCGCCCAAAGGCCCCCACCGUGGCUUGCAUUCCAGAAUCCGAACUCAAUAAAAUACUCAACUACCUGCCGCAAUUACAGAAUCUGAAUGAGGAGAUCCUGAGCGACCUGGAGGCCCGCAUCACAGGCUGGGAAAGACAUUGCAAGAUCUCCGACGUCCUGGUGAGGAAGGGCCCCUUCCUCAAGCUCUACUCGGCCUACAUCAAGGAAUUCCAGCAGCAGUGCGACUACCUGGACGAGUGCUGCGCCAAGUACCCUCUCUUCGCCCGCGCCCUCAAGGACUUCGAGGCGUCCGAGCGCUGCGCCAAGCUCAGCCUCAAACACUACAUGCUGAAGCCCGUGCAGAGAAUCCCCCAGUACCGACUCCUUCUGGAGGACUACCUCAAAAAGCUCCCCGAGGACGGCGAGGACUAUGUGGACACGCAGACCGCCCUCGCCGUCGUGGCCAACGUCGCCGCCCACGCCAACGACGCCAUGAAGCAGGGGACCAACUUCAUGAAGCUGCUGGCCCUCCAAGACCGCCUCGGCAGGAACGCCACCGCCGCGGCCUCCUCCUCCGCCCCCUCCGCCUCCUCCCCCGGGGACUCCAGCAGCCUCAGCAACAGCGGCGGCGGCGGCGGCGGCACCAACAGCACCAACAGCCGAGGCCCUUCGUACGAGCUGGUCCGGCCCGGCCGCUACCUGCUGAAGGAGGGCGAACUCAUGAAGCUGUGUCGGAGAGGCAUGCAGCCGCGGUACUUCAUCCUGCUAUCUGAUGUGCUACUUUACACAAGCCCCAUGACGAGCGGCCCUCAUGGUGCCCUUCGCCUCAACUACGAGCUUCCUCUGGAGGGCAUGAGAGUGGACACCCCAAAGGCAGAGGACUUCAAGAAUGAGUUCAGUGUCAUUUCCACCUCGCGCUCCUUCACGCUGCAAGCCAGCACUGCAGAGGAGCGAGAUGAGUGGAUCAAAGCAUUACGUGAGGCUAUAGAGGACAAUGCCUCACGUCGCUCUACGUUCCUGCAAGCAAAGAUGCCUACUUACCAACAGCCAGCCACCUCCACACUGGGCAAACAGGCUCCUGUCUGGAUCCCCGACUACAGAGUGACAAUGUGCCAGCAAUGCACAGCAGAGUUCACCCUCACUUUCCGCAGACACCACUGCCGUGCUUGUGGGAAGGUUGUGUGUGAUCACUGUUCCUCCAACCGAGCUCCACUCCAGUACAAGAGAAACCAGGUGGCCCGAGUGUGCGACACCUGCUUCGAAGUCCUGCAGAAGGACUUUGAGAGCAAGUAUGAGGGCUCAAUGACUCUUGAAGACACACAGGAGGCAAGGAUAAGGAGAGUGUCGAGUCUCAAGGCUCAGUUUAAGAGGGGAAUUCGAGAUAGCAACAGGAACAAGACCAGGAAGAAGGUGCCUGAAAGGCUGAUGGAGGUGUGUGCCAGUGAUGAGGCUUCUCAGAUGUGCGGUUACCUUAGGAUGAUGGUCAGGAGGUCAUGGCGAAGAGGCUGGUUUGUCCUUAAAGACAGAGUUCUGUACGAGUAUAGAGCACCAGAAGAUGUGUGUGCAUUGCAGAGCUUUCCUGUCUUAGGGUAUGCAGUGGAAACAACACAGGAUCGAGAGAUGACAGAAGGAAUCGACGCUUGUUUAGUCUUCCAGCUGACACAUUGCAACCAGCCUCCCCUCGUCUUCCAAGCUGACACUCCGCACUUAGCCGAGAAGUGGAUAGGAGCGAUGAGGGAAGCUGUUGUCCUGACCUGAGACCCCAUCCAAGGUCAACCUGGUCUGAAAUUAGGUCUCUUUGCCUGUAUCUACAGCAACAUGGAGGCUAACAAGCAACACAACCCUGAGAAAGAAACUUAUUCAUUCUUUUUCCAUAGCACUCACUUGAACUAUGGAUGAGAUGUGAAGAGAACAAAAUGUGAACAGGCCUCCAUGAAAAGUGAAGUUGUGUAUAAAAAAAUGAGAAGUUCUCUGUGGCAUGUGUGAUGCGUGAAGCCAAAGGGGAUUGUAGUCAAGAGGGUGACCUUAUUCCAGCAUGGAUGAGGCUUCAGAGGCAGUAGUGUAGAGCUACUCAAGAAGAGAGUAAUGACAAUAGAAUCCAAGUGCUGAAGUAGAGCAAAUAACACACACAAAAGUCUUAUGUCUUUCCAAGUCUGUGAUGAAAAUCUGUUACAACGAUGUUAUAUGUAUUGUUGAGAUGUUUUAUUAUAUAUAAAAUUCGGUCAGUAUUUUGUGCAUAGUCUUCACUCCCUACUUAUUUUUCUCUGUACAAUAUUGACAAAUCAGGAUUGUUAUUGAAUUUGCAUAUGUUUUACCUUUUUAUUUUUACCCCAAGUCUCUCACUAGGAGUGUUUUAUUAGGAGCGUGGUCUGUUUUAACCCUAUGAAUCAUCAGUCAUUAUCAAAGCUCAAGUUUGUAUAUGGCAGUAUCCUAUACCUGUAAUGUGUCUUACAUUACAUUAGCCAUGUUCCCUUCUACCUGUCAGUCUAAUAUCUAGUUACCUACUGUCUGUCUUUCUGUCAUUAUCUCUUAUUAUAUAUUCUUGAAUCUGGUAUUAUUUAUUUUAUUCUGUCUAUGGUUGCUCCAUAUAUUAUCAUUAGAAUUAUCCAUCAUUCAGAUGUUUACACAAGAGAGCUGAUAAACUAUUGUCUCCAGUUUGAACAUUUUCUCUUUGAGCGAUGUGUAAAUCUUCAAUGUCAUAAUUCUUUUUGACAUCUGUUUUAAAAGAAAGCUUAUGAGGUCUUUGUAUGUAAAGAUUCCCAGACUGUAUAUAUUGUGAAUUAAUUAAU